Labeo rohita (rohu) is the source of this 2526-nucleotide messenger RNA. RefSeq names its product solute carrier family 6 member 18 (gene slc6a18). The transcript is spliced from 12 exons. Lineage: Eukaryota; Metazoa; Chordata; Actinopteri; Cypriniformes; Cyprinidae. Gene Ontology annotation, cellular component: plasma membrane. Gene Ontology annotation, biological process: sodium ion transmembrane transport. Bases 68 to 1921 code for a protein of 617 amino acids. The record is from RefSeq and is a predicted model, not a curated record.
CGUCUUCGCUUAGUUGUGCGAGUACAUAACCCACCCGACACUCGUGCGGACACACAAUCGCAUCAGGAUGGACACGAGCAGCGUCGCCUCCAGCUCUCAAGAGCGGCCCAAAUGGGACAAUAAGGUCCAGUAUCUGCUCACCUGCAUCGGAUUCGCCGUGGGACUCGGGAACGUCUGGAGAUUCCCGUACCUCUGCCAGAUCUACGGAGGAGGUGCGUUCCUGAUCCCGUACCUGAUCGCGCUGGUCUUCGAGGGUCUGCCGCUGCUGUAUCUGGAGCUGGCCAUCGGUCAGAGUCUGAGGAAGGGCAGCAUCGGCGUCUGGCACUCCAUCUCUCCUCUGCUGGGCGGAGUGGGCGUGGCGUCGAUGAUCAUCUCGUUGCUGGUGGGAUUGUUUUAUAACACCAUCCUGGCCUGGGUUCUCUGGUACUUCUUCCACUCGUUUCAGGAGCCGCUGCCCUGGAGUCAAUGCCCCGUCAACGAUAACCGCACCGGUUAUCUGGAGGAGUGUGUUGCCAGCACACCGGUGAACUACUUCUGGUACAGACAGACGCUGAACAUCACUCCAGACAUCGAGGAGAGCGGCUCGCUGCAGUGGUGGCUCGUCGUGUGUUUGGCCUCGGCCUGGAGCAUCGUCUACAUCUGCUUCAUUCGGGGCAUCGAAACCAUCGGCAAGGCCGUGUACGUGACGGCGACGUUUCCGUACCUGGUGCUGACCAUCUUUCUGGUGCGGGCCCUCACGCUGCCUGGGGCCACAGACGGGCUCCGGUACCUCUUCACUCCAGACUGGACGCUGCUGAUGGAUCCUCAGGUGUGGCUGGACGCGGCGACGCAGAUCUUCUUCUCUCUGUCUCUGGCGUUCGGGGGACUCAUCGCCUUCUCCAGCUACAACCCCAAGAAGAAUAACUGUGAACGGGACGCUCUGGUGGUCGGGAUCAUUAACAGCGCCACGUCUCUCUACGCGUCCAUUCCCAUAUUCGCCAUCCUGGGCUUUAAAGCCACGAGUAACUUUAACUCCUGCAUUAACAGUAACAUCUUGGAUCUGACGAACGCUUUUAACGUCGCCGACAAAAACAUCACGAUUGAGAGCUACAACGACUGGUUAACGCACCUGAACACGACCGAUCCUGACACAGUCUCCGGUCUAAACCUCAAACAGUGUGACCUGCAGAACUUUCUGGACCAGAGUGCUUCAGGAACGGGUCUGGCGUUCAUCGUGUUCACGGAGGCCGUGACGGAGAUGCCGGGUUCGCAGGUGUGGGCCGUGCUCUUCUUCGUCAUGCUCUUCAGUCUGGGUCUGUCCUCCAUGUUCGGGAAUCUGGAGGGCGUCCUGACGCCGCUGCUCGACCUGCACCUGGUGCCCUCGUGGAUGCCCAAAGAGCUCUUCACAGGUUUGAUCUGUCUGCUGAAUUUCCUGGUGGCGCUGAUCUUCACGCUGGGAUCCGGGAACUACUGGCUGGAGAUCUUCAACAGUUACGUGGGCUCCGUCCCGCUCCUCGUCAUCGCCUUCUGCGAGCUCAUCGGCGUCGUUUUCUUCUACGGAAUGAAACGGUUCGGUGACGAUAUCGAGUACAUGACGGGUCAUCGGCCAAACCUGUUCUGGCGCGUGUGCUGGAUGGUCAUCAGUCCCGCCCUGCUGCUGGUGGUUCUGGUGGCCUACGUCGUGGUCCAGGUCCAGAAACACCCCACGUACCCCGCCUGGAACCCCCAAUACGAGAAGUUCCCGGAGGCGGAGGUGAAGUCGUACUCCAACUGGGUGUUUGCCAUCUGUGUUCUGCUCAGCACCGUUCCCGUGCUCUCCAUCCCCGUCGUGGCCGUUUACAGACUGAUCCGACGGCAAACGCGCCCGCAGAUGAUCGGCAGCAAACACCCGAACCCAUACGACAACGAGGCCUUCAGCGCAGACAGCUCCAAAGAGAUCUAGAGACUUUACGGACUUUAUGAUAUAUGGACAUUUCCCAUCAUUCCCUGCUGGAAACAAACCCCUGAAACGCCAUCUCAGGAUUUUAAUUUCCAUCAGGAAGAAACAAGGUUUUUAGCAUCUGAACUCUGUAAUUUACUGGAUGUUUAAAUUAUUUAAAUUACUUAAAAAAAAAAAAAAAAAAAAAAAAAAAAAGUUAGUGACAAAAUUAAUUUUUGUCCUUAAAGUAGGAGGGAAAAACAGAAAAGUAAUUGCUAAAAAAAAAAUUAUAUAAAUGAUUAAGCAAAUUUCCAAGGUGUGAAUGUCAUGUUUACAAAAAACUAAAAAAAAAUCUGAUAUAUAAUAAUAUAUAUAUUAAUAUUUUUUUAAUACACUACAUUAAAUUACAUCUGGAUUACGUAAUCAGAUUCCAUAUAUAUAUCAUUUUUUAAAAUUGAAUAUUUAUGGUAGUCUUUUUGAAAACUGAAAACAAAUUUAAUUAAACAUUUACGUAUUUUAUAUAUAUAUAUAUAUAUAUAUAUGUGUUGUUUGUCUGUUUGUUUUGCUAGCUAUUAUAUUUCUACUUAAUGUAAUAUUUAAUAAAUUUUGUUGUAAUUAUAGUACUCUUC